AUGGAUCUAAAAAGUGCUGGAAAUGUUUGGGAUGCUUUGAACGAUCUAUACAAAAAUGAUAAACAGUUAUAUGAUAAGUUCAUGAAAAAACAUCUAAAUGAAAUAAAUGAUUCUAAGCCUAUAAAACCAAAAUAUUGUUUUUGUAUUUGUACAAAUGUAGAAAAAGUUUCUAUAAAGACUUCAAUAAAUGAAUAUAAAGAAAAGGUAUGUGAUUAUUUUAUUUAUAUAUAUCAUACAAAAAAAAUAAAAUCACCAAUUCUUUCCACUGAUUUUAUUGAAAAUGUAAAUAACUUAAAUUUUGAUAACAUAUAUAUAAGUACAUCAAAAGUUAAAGGUGAAUCAUCUAAAGAUAUGUAUGCAGAAGCUGUUAUACAUACAAAUAUUUAUAAAAAUAUGAAUAACAUAAAUUUUAAAAAUAAAAUUAUAACUCGAAUAUUGGAAAUUAUAUAUAACUCUGAAAGGGCUAUUAGAAAUGAUAUAGUUAUAAAUACAAAUUCAUUUCAUUUUAUUGAUUUAAAUUAUAUUCCAAAAACUACACAUUAUUUAAAUACGAAAUAUUUUGAUAAUGAUAUGUUAAAUGAACAACCACAUACAAAUAUAGAUGAAACUGAUAUUAAAUUUUUAAAUAUUUUAAAUGAAAAAAACAAAAAAAAUAAUAAUAAGGAACAAGAAAAAGAAAAAGAUCAAAUAUUAAUACAUGAUUCAUCUAAUGAUAUUUUAAAAGAUAUACAUCCAAUCAAAACUGUCAAAAAUACUCAAAUUAAUAAAGUCGAUAAAACGAAAAUACCAAAAGAAGUCAAGUCAUAUCAAUAUACAAUCAUUGAUAGGUUCCUUCAUAUCAUCAUGACAUUUAAUAACAUAUCCUACACAAAUCUGGAAACAUUAAAAGAUGGGAAUAAUAUCUAUGUAUAUGUUUCGAAUAAAUCCGACGAAUGUAUGGCCCUACAUUUCAAAGAAAAAUUAAGUGAUAAUAUUAAAGCAUAUUUCAAUGAGGCCUUGUUAAAACUAACCAUAAGUAUAGAAUUGCUAUAUUGA
Molecule: messenger RNA, 1035 nt
Organism: Plasmodium yoelii
Lineage: Eukaryota; Apicomplexa; Aconoidasida; Haemosporida; Plasmodiidae
Product: conserved Plasmodium protein, unknown function
Exons: 5
Coding region: 1-1035 (344 amino acids)
Source: RefSeq, a predicted model, not a curated record